GAAAGCCACCAGCCGCCAAUCGCAUUAAAGAAGAGCGGAGUAUCCGGGCAGAUCGGCGAUGCCGUGGCCAAUCAGAAAAAAAGCGGCGAGCGGGGCCCGCGGGCGCGUCCCAGCCAGGCACAACACUUUCGGUUCCUGUUGCGCGUGGGGCAGCGGCACGUGGCGGCGACCGGACCGGACCGGAGCGAACCGGAGCGAGCCGGCCCAGCCUGGCAUGAGGGCACCGCGGGCCGAGCCCCGGCUGUAGCCGCCGGCAGUAACCAAAUGUCAUGGCUGAUGAAGAAUCGAGUGCCCAAGCCACCAAAAAGGCGAGUUUGUCGCCCGACGACUCCCAGAGCAACACAACCGAGUCCAGCAUGCUGCUGCAGAAACUGAAGAGCACCAUCUCCAAAUCCGUGCAGAACAAAGUCGACUCUAUUCUGCAAGAUGUGCAGAAGUUCUCCGACAACGACAAGCUCUACCUCUACCUCCAGCUGCCGUCAGGGCCGAGCCUGGGGGAGAAAAGUGGUAGCUUGGACCUCAGUUCUCUGAGCACAGCUGAGUACAUGCACGCAUGCAACUGGAUCCGGAACCACCUGGAGGAGCACACUGACACCUGCCUACCCAAGCAGGACGUCUAUGAUGCCUACAAGCGAUACUGCGAUAACCUCUGCUGUCGCCCUCUCAGCGCUGCCAAUUUUGGGAAGAUCAUCCGUGAGAUCUUCCCAAACAUCAAAGCCAGAAGAUUGGGAGGCCGAGGACAGUCGAAAUACUGCUACAGCGGGAUCCGGAGGAAGACGGUGGUCAGCUUGCCACCCCUGCCUAGCCUGGAUCUCAAAGUGACAGAGACCCAGCAGUCGGAGCUGACGGAUCUGGUGCAGUCCUACAACAGUGAGGUGAUGGAGGCGGCUUGCGCCCUGACCUGCGACUGGGCUGAGAAGAUCCUCAAACGCUCGUUCAACAACAUUGUGGAAGUCGCCCAGUUUCUUAUCCAGCAGCACAUCAUCAGCUCCCGCUCGGCCCGGGCCGACUUGAUCAUGGCCAUGGUAGUCUCAGAGAGCACGGGGAAGAUCCACCGCAACAGUCGGUCUCCGCUGACAGCAAAGAAGAACGACCUGGAAACCUCAGAGAGCAAUGACGGGAGCCAGGGGCAGAGCAAGAAGGAGAGUGGCUCCAAGCCCUCUGUCCUGCCCCGGCCUGAGAAGAAGCAGCUCCCUGAGGCCCCCAAGCCCAUGAACAGCCCCCAAGUGAACGCUCUGGUUGCCCGCCUGCCCCUGCUCUUGCCUCGCAUCCAGCCGGGGAACAGAUUUGUGGCACCUGGGACUCCGGCUGUGCGCUCGUCCCCUCCUGUCCUGGCCCCCAAAAUCACAGCCACCCCCCUCGGGGGCACCGUCAAAGUGGCUGCCCUGCCGCUCCCAGUGGGCACGGCGUCGCCGUCGUUGCCCCUGGGCCUGGCCCCGGGGGUGAACGGGGCAGCAGGGCUGGUGAGCCAGCAGGCUGCCGUGCCCGUCAUCAACAUGCUGCUGCCCAAUGUGCCACCCGGCGUGGGCCUCCCCGUGGCAGAGAGCCCUGCCAACCCCCGGAGCGCCGGUGGAGAGGGCCAGGGCCCCGGCCUGCAGGACUCUCAGCGCCCCAAGGCCACCAAGCGUCCUCCGGAGCCCCCCAGCGACGCUGUGCUGCAGAAGCGGAGACGCGGGCGUCCGCGGAAGAGGCUGGACGAGGGGGGCGCCCAGUCCCCCGAGGAGGCUCCGUCGGGUGCGGAGGAGGCGGCGGGAGGGAGCGAAGCGCUCCGGCCGGGCUCCGCCGACACGGCAGAGCAGGAGCAGACUGUGACACAAGGCUCAGAUGUUUCAGCAGGCGGCCGAGGGGUGCUCAGCCCCUCGUCCGGAGAGACGGGAGACCAUGGCCACGGAGCGUCUCCGGGUGCCGAGUCCAGGAGCAGCGGUGAUGGCACUGCCACGAGCCCCGUCGGGGACACCCCAGCUAAAGCCUCCCUGCCCUCCCAGGUGAGCGUCAUCCAGGAUGGCAGGUCCAGCAUGAAGGUCCGUGCCAGAGCCGGCACCCCGGAGCUGGAGGAAGGCGUGCAGCCAAGCCUGGGCAAGGCCGGGUCCCCGCUGGGUGAUGCGGCAUCUGCAGCGGGGUGCCGCGUCCCCCGGGAGGGGAGGGACCUCUCUCCCGUCCCCUCGCACAGCGAUGGACAGACAGAGGCCGGGAGAAGUUCCCUUCCCGUGCCGCUGCCCGGCAGCAGCGCUGCAGCUGGCUCGCAGCGCUUGGACCUGUCCCCAUGCGCCCUGGCGCUCCGGGGGGGCUCGCAGGCACUACCGGAGCUCGGCAGCCGGGAUGCCAGCUAGGAGCGCGGCGACGCUGCCCCUGUGUGGUCCAGGACGCCCAGAGCCCACCGCCAGCACCCCCCUCCCCGCCCUCUGCCGCCCCCCAUGCUUGGAGUCCGCGCGUGGCCCGGUCACCGCUGCAACGAGUCACAGGCCGAAUCCGGCGCCUUGCGGGCCGAGGGGAAUUGUGGUGUAAAACCGCCCCCGCCGCUCCGCAGCUUGCGAGCACCGUGCCUGCGCCUCGCCGCUGCCUGCAAUUAAAAACCAAACCCAC
Molecule: messenger RNA, 2583 nt
Organism: Rhea pennata
Lineage: Eukaryota; Metazoa; Chordata; Aves; Rheiformes; Rheidae
Gene: RFX5
Product: regulatory factor X5
Exons: 10
Coding region: 270-2330 (686 amino acids)
Biological process (GO): regulation of transcription by RNA polymerase II
Molecular function (GO): DNA-binding transcription factor activity, RNA polymerase II-specific; RNA polymerase II cis-regulatory region sequence-specific DNA binding
Source: RefSeq, a predicted model, not a curated record